Messenger RNA from Drosophila takahashii, 11026 nucleotides. RefSeq names its product rabconnectin-3 alpha (gene Rbcn-3A). Gene Ontology annotation, cellular component: RAVE complex. Gene Ontology annotation, biological process: vacuolar acidification. NCBI's taxonomy places the organism in Eukaryota, Metazoa, Arthropoda, Insecta, Diptera, Drosophilidae. Gene Ontology annotation, molecular function: protein binding. The record is from RefSeq and is a predicted model, not a curated record.
GCCACUAAGCCAGAACUCAACUCUAAUUUUUAUGUAAUUGUAAUGUCACUUUGUUGUCGUUUGUUACAAGCAAGCAAGGAAAAUUCGUGCUAGAAACCAAAGAACCAAGCCCCCAAUAUCCGUGCGCUGUGAUGUGAUAAUCAAUUGUGUGUAAAUUAUGAAUUGUCAUCAGAUUUUGAGCGGCGCCUGCAAUGCGGGCGACCGGUGCUUCGCCAUUGGCUCCGUGGAAGGAAUACCAUUUACAGCCUACGCCGCCGGCUGCAAUGUUGUCAUCCUGGCCAGCACCUUCGAGCGCGUCCAGAUCAUUCCGGGCGCCAACCAUGGCUACGUCAAGAUAUCCGCCCUGGACUGCAGCACAGAUACCGGAAAGAUAGCGGCUGCCUACGAGAAUAAGAUAUGCAUUUUUGAGCCCACGCCGGUGAUUGAGUCCAGCAAGCACAAUACCCACUUUCUGGACUACAGAUGGGUGCAAACGGGCUCCUUUACCAGCCAGUCGAGCGUGGUCACCUUGUCGUGGAACCUCGAGGGCACCCGCCUCCUCACCGGCGGCACCAACAUCCAGCUGUGGAAGAGCAAGUCGCCCACCCACCAGCAGGAGGAGGAGCACACGGGCGUCAAGUUCGAGAUUGGCGAGAGCAAGGAGCCGAAGCAGCCGAACAACGCCCAGUCGGAGGAUGUGUCCACGUGGGAGAACAUCUGGAGCUGCCAGACGGCCAUACCCAUAUACCACAUGGCAUUUAGUCCGGACGGCACGCUCUUUGCCACCUGCGGUCGCAACGAUCGUCUGGUGAAGAUCUGGUACGAGAACAAGCAGGUUCUCUUCCCGGCCAAGGGCACAACCGCAACCACAACCUCCUCUUCCGGAACCACUCAUCGUCAUGGAGGCGAAGAUGCCACUAGUUCUUCUUCUGGCAAUGGUGAUUUGAACUUCACCUACGUCUACAUUGCCCAUCCGCGUGCCGUUUCCAAUAUUGUGUGGCGCAAGACGAGCAAAUAUAUGCCGAAAGGAUCGGUGGCCAAUAUGCUGGUCACCUCCUGCCUGGACAACAUUUGUCGCAUCUGGAUUGAGACUGUGCUGCCGGAUGAUGGCAUGGUCAACAUGACCCAGUUCGAUCCGAUGGCCUCGCAGAACCCAAAGUUCCGUACGCAUCGCCACAAGCAUCGCUUUAUGCAGCGACUGAAGCACAUGAAGACCUGCUUUCACAUCCGCCGUCACAUGAAGGCUGGGGCAAAUGCUCCGCAUGGUAAUCACGUAGGAGGAGCAGCAGCAGCAGGAGGAGGAGCAACUGGCGGCGUUUCUAGCGGCACCAUGGGCGCCAUGGGCAGCUCACCGGCGAGUUAUAGCAAUUAUUUGGGUCCCAUACCUUCGCUGCCUUCGUCCUGCAGCGUUCAUGAUUUUCAUUCGUACGGUUUCCAAGGAUCCGGCGUCACUCCCGGCAUGCACUUCCAUUUGGCGGCAUCGAUUAACGCGGAAACAGACAUACCACUGGUUCCCUCGAUGCAAACCAGCGAUCCGGCGAAUCAGAAUGUGUUUAUCCUGCACUGGCUGAACAACAAGGAGAUGCAUUUCACCCUCCAGGCAGAGGCCAUACUCCAGGAGCUCACCAAGAAGGUGAUUGACGAGGAGAAUGGUCAUGAUUUACCCGAUGAUGCAGCUGCAGCUGCUCCUGCAGGCAGUCACUCCCAUUCGCAGGGACAUGCGCACAAGAAGUACCUGCGUUCCUCCAAAUCCGUUUCAGUGGAUGACAGCGGCGAGGAGUAUAGCCGUUAUAGUCAACACACGGGAGUAGCAGCCAAUCUCCACCUGAACUCCAUGUCCAAUACCACGUCACAGAACUCGCUAAACAACGAGCAGGCGGCGCAUCCAAUUACCCAAUUGGUUGACUCGCUAGACAACAAGAUUGAGUGCCUGCUGCGCGACUGGCACCAGAGUCCCGAUCUCCUCUUCGCCAUCCAUCCGGUGGACGGUAGCUAUUUGAUCUGGGUGAUUGAGUGGCUGGAUGACUACUAUCCUGGUUCUUUCCGCCAGGCGCAAGUAUCCUUCUCCACGCGCAUCCCUUCGGCCUUUCCGCUGGGCGAUGCCAUGUCCAUGUCCACCACGGUUAGCCUUUUUAACACGGGCACCCAUCCGCUGGCCUUUCGGGAUAUAGCCAACAAUGUGCGCAGCAAGGAUGAGUUUCACAAGGGCAAUGCGGAUGACUCCUCGCUGAAGAGCGAUCAGCAUUCGGGACAGACUUUCGAGCGGCACGACGAGGAGCAGGAGGAUGCGGUUGAUGAGCAGGAGGAGAAUGAUCGCGAGGGCGAUGCCGAUCAGGAUGAGAGUGCUGCAAAUAGUGGGGGAGUUGGAGGAGCAGGAGGAGCAGCGGAGCACAGCAGCAGCUCGCAGGAUUCGGCGGCAGCAGGAAGUGCUCUCCCACUGAAUGUUUCUCCCUCCGUUUCCAUGGUGACCAAGCAUUCGAAUGGCACUCUCAAUCUCUGGCAACUGACCUUUGCCUUCAAGACCAAGUUCACCCAAGUAUUAAGCAUCGGUCAUGUGAGCCGUGCCUCGGGACAUCGCUUCCGGGUGAACGACAUCACCUGCCAUCCGGUGCUGCCGCUGCUCGUCUCCACUUCGCAUCAUAAUCUCCCCGAUUCGCCGGAGGUUAAGUCACCUCUAUCACCCUUUGAACAGCCUUUGAGUGGAGGAGGAAUUCCAGGAGGAACUGCAGCAACUGGAGGCUCUUCUACCGGCGACAAGGAUGUCUUUACGCCCACUGGCUUCUGCUCCGAGCUAAUCCUUUGGCGCGUCGACUCCGUGGGACCGCUGUGCCAUUCGGGCGGCGUGAGUGAGCUGGCCAGGAUCAACUCGCCGGAGAUCUCGGCCUUCAGCAACGUGGCCUGGAUACCCACGCUCCUGCCGAGCACCACGCUGGGCAGCUACAGUAACUCACCAUCCGCCUGCUUUGUGGCCUCGGAUGGCGAGAAUUUGAGGGUCUAUCAGGCCGUCAUAGAUGCUCGCACUUUGCUGGCCGAGAUCUCCUGCUCGGAGAAUCUAAAUACGCUGCACAAAUCGCAUUCGCUGUCGUCGAUGAUCUCGAAUGCCUCGUCCACGAUGCGCGGCCAGCGUUCGGCGCUGCAUGAUAAGCUGAAGGUCGUUUCCCAACAAUCAACAGCGCGUCCUGGUUGCAUCCUCCAACUGGAUGCGAUAUCGGAUGCCAAGCAUGAUUGGCAAAAUACCCAGUUUUUGCAUGUUUUCCAAGCUCAGUUAAUUACGGGUGGGCAAAGGCAAACGUCGGAUUUGAAUGACCCGGAGGAUGAGCCGCGUUUGAAUGCUCUGCUCGAAUCCGAUAUGGAUGCCAUUGUGGAUCUGCAGCGGAAUGCGGACUUUGAGGAGCCCUUCUAUAUUGUGAACAUAGAGAAGACGCUGCGCGGCAGCACAAUACACAUGUGGAGGAUUGUAAUCAGCUCCAAGCAGCAGAGCUCCUUUCUCUCGGAGACGGCGAUGUAUGUGCCCGAUAGCAACCUCACCCAGGAGCCCGACGAGGAUGGCAAUCCCGGUAAUCCCCGUCGAAUGUCGCAGGGCGCUGAAACUUUAACGGGAGCCGAGCACUUUGGACCGCAGGUGGAGGCGCCGCACAUCUCUAUUACGACGAAGAAGGUGUGCACUCAGGAGUUGCCUUUGCCAGAAGGUGUAGAUGUAAUCCAUGCCUCGCCAGCCGCUGGUCAUCUGAGCAGCUCCAGCAUUUAUCCGGCCUGCUUUGCACCCUACAUCAUAGUGACCGCCUGCUCGGAUUCGAUUUCUCGCUUCUGGAAAUGUGAGCCCAUUGAGGAUCCCGAUGGCGAUGCCUAUCAUUGGAGCGAGUGGAAAAUGUUUAGCCGCAUUCAGCACUCGGCCAUUGAGAUUCCCGGCCAGCCGUUGAACAUUAGUGCUGCCUAUUCGGGACGGAUUGCGUGUGCCUACAAGUACGGCAAGAGUUUCACGCGACCGAACAAGGGACCAGAUCCGGAUUCACGUUAUGUCAACCUUUGUGUGGCCAUCUACGAGUGCGAGAGUUCCGGAGGAAGUGAAUGGGUGCUGGAGGAUACCAUCCACCUAAAGAAUGUCCAUUUACCCAGGAUAAACAUAGGUCACGGCAUCGAUUUGAGUUACCUCCACGAUAGUAGACUUCUCGCCAAGAAGCAGCGGUUGAAUCAAGUGCUUCAUGGCACUUUUUCACAUGAUCCCGAGAGUCGAUCGCCCAGGAGUGGCGAGACCACGCCGGAAUUGGCCGUUGGAGGUGCCAGGCAACCCUCCUCGGCCGCCGCCUCUGGUUUGCUGACCGUUCCCAGCUUUAGUACCCUGCAAUCCCUGAGGAAAAGCAUCGCCGAGAACGGCAACACCUGUCCGCUGACCCAAAAGCAUCUCGUUCAACUCGAUUGGGUUAGCAAAGAGGAUGGUUCGCACAUCCUAACCGUUGCCGUGGGCAGCAAGAUCCUGUUAUAUACGCCCGUUUCCUCAGACAUUGCCCAGGCGAACAUCAAGGCGAUGAAGGAGUCGCGCUCGGUAAACAGACCGAUCCUAAGAAAGGCCAGUUCCCUGGCUCAACCGAACUUUGUGGACGAGAUACGCUGGAUGAAGUUGCGGCAGAUUGAUUUACAGACAGCCGACGGACUGCCUCCUCUGCCCAUGCAAAUCUCUUGGGUUCGCGAUGGCAUUCUGGUGGUAGCCAUGGAUUCGGAAAUGCAUGUGUAUUCCCAGUGGAAGCCGCAUUACUCCUCGCAUUUUGCUGCUGCUGCGGCGGCUGCAGCUGGAGAGGAUGUCCCAGAUACGAGGAACCUGAGAGACGAGGAUCUGCGCUCGCUGGCCAACGAAUCCACACAGCUGCGGCUGAAGAAUGUGGCCUCCAUGCCGCUGAUCAGCAAGGUGAGCACCGCCAAUCUGCAGCUGUUGUCGCAUGACAAGAAGCGACGUCUGGGGAAUACCAGCAUGGCUAAUAUGAAUGGAGGAGGAGGAGCUAUAACUACAGAUCCCGAAGACACCGGAAACGAUGACUACAUGACCGACUUUGGCCUUUUCCAGGCCUCCCGCAUCGCCUGUCCGGUGCUGCCGCAAUAUCAUCCCAAGCAGCUGAUGGAGCUGCUCAAUUGCGGCAAAAUCCGCUGGGUGAAGGCCAUUCUGGCGCAUCUCGUUCGCUGCAUGAGUGGCAAUAGCUCGGGUUUAGCUGGCCAGGAUGAGGAUGGCUAUGCCAGGCAACGCAGCUGGUCGAGAUCGCGCACCUUGAGUAUUAGCUACACGGCCGAUCAGAAUAUUCAGGCCGAGCAUCGUGGAAGCACUACCCAAAUUCCCGAGGAAUUAAUGCUUGACUACGCGGAGAUUAAUUCUAUACCACCUCUGCCACUUUGGGUGCUGCUCAAUGCGGAUCGCGAGACGCCGGGGCAGAGUAAUAAUUAUACCGAAGGCGACAAGGAUUACGAUGAGCUCUUCGACAUGCACAACUCGGAGGAUAAUCUGGAUGAGCUGCUCAGCGAGGGGGAUGAGAAGAAGCGUCAGGAGAGGCGACUCUCGUUGCCUGAGAAGCAUUCAAUCUCCCACUUUGGUCCAAGGCAGGGUCAGCUUUUGUCCCGCCUGCUCACCCACACCCAUUUGCCUGGUCUCUCUUCCCUGGAUCAGAUGCAUCUUUUGGCACUGGCUGAUACGGUGGCCACUUGCAAUACGGAUUUCUCGGAUAAAUUCGCAGCCGAUCAGGGAAAAUCAAGUGGAGGAAGCAGCGGAGGAGGAGCAGCUGCUGCAGGAGCCGUAAAAGAAAGCACCGAUUCCCUCGACGACUGCGGCCUGCGCUUCCUGCUGGCCAUGAAGCACUUUACCUACCUGCUCCGCUGCCUUCCCCUCCAGCAGCGGGCGCAAUUUCAGCGGCAGGGAGUGGGCACAUCCAACAUCGUUUGGGCCUAUCACUCGGAGAGCGAGGAGGAGUUGCUCAAUCUAAUACCCAGCUAUACAAAGGGAGAUCUGCGAUGGGCCACGUUGAGGGACCUCGGAAUGGGCUACUGGCUGAAGAACAUCAAUACGCUGAGGCGGUGCGUCGAGAAGCUGGCCAAAUGCGCCUAUCAGCAGAAGCAGGAGCCCCUGGAUGCGGCCAUCUAUUACCUGGCCAUGAAGAAGAAAUCCCUAGUGUGGGGUUUGUUUAGAUCGCGUCGCGACGAGAAGAUGACCGCCUUCUUUGGCAACAACUUUGCCGAGGAUCGCUGGCGCAAGGCGGCGCUUAAGAAUGCCUUUGUGCUGCUCGGCAAGCAGAGAUUCGAGCACGCGGUGGCCUUCUUCCUGCUAGCCAAUAGCUUAAACGAUGCCAUUGAGGUUUGCAUGAACAAGCUGGAGGAUUUCCAACUGGCUUUGAUCAUUGCCCGUCUCUAUGAAGGCGACUCCGAGGGUUGCUACUAUCAUCAGCUGCUGCAUGAGCACAUUUUGGGCACCGAUGCGGAAACUGGACGCUGUGAUUUGAGUCGCGCCCAUCCCGAUCCCUUCCUGCGCUCGAUGACCUACUGGACAAUCAAGAAAUACCAGGAGAGCCUCAACACCCUGCUGCUGAACAAUGUGGGCAGCCUGCACAGCAGCUACCGGGAGGAGGAUCUACUGCUGCGUCCCGAGCCGCAGGCCACCAAUCCGAAUGUCUUUAAUUUCUACAUCUAUCUGCGCACCCAUCCGCUGCUCAUCCGUCAGAAUAUCGCUCUGUCCGCCCAGGAGAAGCGAAUCGCUCAUGUUGUUUUAUCUGGAUUUAAUUAUGCCGGCGAUGCGGCACCAAGUGCGGUGGCCUGCGACAAGCAGCUGCAGCUGGAGGAUUCCAUAACGCCGAUAGAGCGGCAGCUGUACUUUACCACCGCCCAUGGGCAUUUUAAAUCCGGUUGCCCUGCGCUGGCGCUCGAGGUGCUCAACAAGCUGCCUCAGAAGAUUAGCGAUGAUUCGGGAGGCAACGAUGGUGAAAGUUUAGCCGGGAGCAGCGUAGCCCAGGAGCGCGGCCAGGCGAGCAAGGAGGAGCUCAUCAACACGGGCAUCAUGGAUCAGUGGGGAGGAGGAGGUGGAGGAGCAGGAGCAGCCACAGCGGAUGCCUUCGACUGGGGUGCUCCGGUGGCCAGUGAACCGGAGGCCAAGUUUGAAAUUAAAUGGGAUGAUGAGGAGGAUGAGGAGGAGGAGCAAAUAGAUCCCGAUCUGGAACCGGAAUUAGCUACCCCACAACCCAUUCUAACCCGAGGCAACCGGAAUGGCGAUACCAAGAUGGACAUCAUGGCCCAGCAGCUCAAGUUCGUGGCCUGCCUGAAGAUCCUCAUGGAGGAGCUGUCCACUCUGGCCACCGGCUUCGAGGUGGACGGCGGCCAGCUGCGCUACCAGCUGUACAUGUGGCUGGAGCGCGAGGUGGAGGCCCUCAAGCAGCUGUGCAACUACUGCAGCCAGGCGGAGCAGGCGAGCCAUGCCGACGGCGGCGAGGCGGAGGCGGACAGGGAGGCCAAGGAGAUGAACGCCAGCAUCUAUCCCAGUACGGAGCGGCCCACGCUGCACGAGAUCCUCAUGCAGGACAAGCAGGAUUUCGAGGCCAAGGUGAUGCGAGCGGCCAAGCGGAAGAGAUGGCUCAAGGCCAACGAAACCCUGCUCCGCACCCUGCUCAGCUAUUGCUCCCUUCACGGCGCCAGCGGCGGUGGCCUGGCCUCGGUGCGCAUGGAGCUGGUGCUGCUCCUGCAGGAGCUGCAGCAGGAGAAGACCCAACAGCAGCUGCUCAGCCCGCUGCCCUUCCCCACCACGCUGCCCCUGCUGAGUGCCUGUGUGGCUGGGAAUAAGACAGUGAUCGCGGAUCCCAUUAAGUACCUGCAAUCGCAGACGGUGGACAUGCUGCAGAGCAUCAUCAAGGUGCUGCCCUUCCCGGGCAUCGAGCCGAGUUCCCUAAGCGAGAUCUUUGUGCUCCGCGAUCUGGCCGUUGCGCUCUCCUCGUGCAUCUACCAGUCGCUCUGCGAUUCGGAGAGCUUUGUGGUGAACAACUCGGCUUUUAAUGGCUACCCGAGUCCUGGGAUGGAGAACAUAGCCAAGAUUAAUUCAUCCUUCGAGUGCAGCUAUCUGGUGGGCAGUCGGAAUGCCUAUGGCCGCAGGCGCAAGUAUUCCACCGAUGAGCCGGCUGGCGUUUGCACCACACCGUCCAAGUGGCCAGGAGUUACUAAUCUGCGGGCUCUGCUCGCCCGCGAGAAGGACGAGGAUGUGCCCAAGCUGAAUGUCCUGCUGCUGGAGUCCUUCGUGUCCACCUACAUGGCCCUCUUCAUCUACUCGCUCUCCACCUGCGACAGUCGUCUGCUGUAUCGCCUGAGUGGCCAGAGUUUCAACAACGACACCUGGUCUACUCUUUUCGGUGGCGGCAUGAAGAAGUUGCUCAUCAAGCCGGCUCAGCCUUCUGGAGGAGGAGGAGGAGCAGCUACUGGUUCCACCUCCGAGGAGCCGGCGGAUGAGAAUAGCGUUUGGAACACGGUCACCUCGAUAACGAAGCAGCGCAUGAAGCUGAACAUGAAGAUCCUGGGCAGCUUCAGCCAGAACAGCACUUCGAGCAACAUGAAGGAGGAUAAGCCGACGUACAGGGAGCAGUUUAUGCCGCCAGAGACAUCGAUGCUUUCCUACUUCCUCACCAAGCCGCCCACAACAGAAUGCGAUGACUAUGACACAGACGACUCGCACGAGUCGGAGAACGAGGAGGAGGAGGAGGACGACGACGAUGUGAAUGUGAGCCGAUCGCAGCUAAAAACCAAGGACAAUACAGAGCACACCAAUCCCAUGUCCUAUUCGUGGAGCAUCCUGCGCCUGGCGCUCAUCAAGAUCAGCACGCACAAGAUCCAGGAGCUGGUCAAGGUGGCCGGCAUCGAACUGCAGGAUUUGCCUGUGAUUAGUCCGCUGUCGCACGAAGUGCUGAGGACGCUGAAUCGCUGGAAUGAUUUCGCUUUGGCUGACCUUAUUGGACGUGGACCGCCUUCCCGGAAUUAUAUACCCGGCUGCUAUGCGGAGAGCGGCAUUAAUGGUUUGGCCAUCCACAAGUACCGAUCGCUGCUGAACAAGGACAACACGCCGUUCGUUUCGGGCUCCUCUGCGGGUCCCAUUCGGCGGCUGUGGAACUAUCUGGUGCGCCAGGAGCCCGCCCAGGAGGUCUUCAUCAAGAGCAUCUUUGGCAAGAACAUGGAGCCGAGUGCACGGGGAUCAUCGCAUCAUACCCACAACGACAACGAGACGGAUGAGGGUCAAUCCCAUUCGACCAACGAGAACACCGACCACAUACGCAUCAUUCACAAGGAUCACGAGUCCAUAUUGUCCUUCUGUCUGAAGAACAACAGCUCCUCGAUGAUCGCCUUCGCCAAUCCGCGCGAAAUUCAGGAGUUCGACAUCUCGCUGCUGCUGGAGUCGCCCAAUUGGUACGAGGACGAGUGCGACUACGACAUGAUGAACCUGUCCAAGGAUGCGGACACCAACAGCUCCUCCUUCCUGAUCAUCCAGACGCAGGAGCAAAACCAAUUUGGAGGGAAUAGCAAUGCCUACAGCGAGUCGAAUGCCAGCACACAGAGUGCCUCGCAAUCGGGACGCGGCACAUCGAUGGUGCUGCGCCACAAGGUGGACAAUGUGAAGCGCAUGAGCGCCCAUCCGCUGAUGCCGUUGUAUCUGACUGGCGGCCAGGAUGGCUCCGUGCAGAUCUGGGAGUGGGGCCACCAGCAGCCCGUCUGCUCGCCCCGCACCUCGGGCACCUUUGCCAAGGUCACGCGCUGCCGCUUCUCGGAGCAGGGCAACAAAUUCGGCAUCGGCGAUGGCGAUGGAAAGCUCAGCCUCUGGCAGGCGGGCAUCGCCUCGCAGAACAAUCGUUCGUUUAUAAGCUACCAGUGCCACAACAAGGCUUUGUCCGAUUUCGUGUUCCUCGGUUCCUGCAGUCUCUUGGCUAGCGCUGGUCAAAGUUCCGAGAACAAGAACAUCAACAUCUGGGACACACUGCUGCCCCACAAGAAGUCCUGUGUGUCGGCCUUCACCUGCCACGACCAGGGAUCCUCUUGUUUGGUGUUUGCCCCGCAGCACCAGGUGCUCAUCUCGUGCGGCAAACGCGGCGACGUUUGCGUCUUCGAUGUGAGACAGCGAACGCUGCGCCAUCGCUAUCAGGCCCACGAUAGCACCAUCAAGUGCAUAGCUCUCGAUCCGCACGAGGAGUUCUUUGUCACUGGCUCCAUUGAGGGUGACAUUAAGAUCUGGGACAUGAAUCAGUUCAUGCUGAUCAACACGUUCCCCCAUGAGCAUGCCAAGAACGGAUUCUUCAAGCACACCGGCCAGGGCGUCAGCCAGGUGUACGUCGAUCCCUUCGGGCGGCUCUUCUCCUGCGGCUCCGAUGGCUGCAUGAAGGUCCGCCUGCUGGUGGAGAAGGACAACAUUGUUCACUCCCUGUAUUGAAAGCUGUAUUCUAUCCGUUACAUUUCGGAUGUCCAUGUCCGCGUCCUACAAUAUAUAUAUAUGUGUAUUCUUUGUUGAUCGUUGAUUAUUGUAACAUUUUUAAUUGUAUUUCAAUUUCAAUUUCCUACUCGUACAGAUAUACAUAUACAUCUAUCUAUCUUUAUAUAUUUUAUUACUACCUUUAUUUGCAUAACUGUAUUGUUUAUUACUUCUGUAUUCUGUCUUUAUUUUUUUUUUCGUUUUGCUAUUUAAUGUUUUUCCAAACGACGAAACAAAAACGAUUCGCUUGAUUCGUUGCAUGUUCUUUGAGUAUUUCCUAAACAGACUAUAUACUAUUACACUACUAUACAGAAACAAGAUAUAUAUAUAUACAUACAUAUAUUAUAUACAUCUAUUAUAUGCUUUAAAUCAAUUAAUUAUUAUUAUACGAUAUACAAGACAUUCGACAGUAUGGUAAUUGAUAUGCUUACGAAUAUAUAUUACGAUCUAUGUCCUUGUGUUGAGCUUUGUGCAAAAAUUUGUCUGUUGUUGAAUCAAUCAAGAUAUAUGUAUACCUAAAACGAAACUAAAUGAAUUAACUAAAAAUAAAUAAAGUGCAAAAUGAAUAAAAAAAAAUUAAUUAAA